AUGCGUACUCGAUCGCAACCAAUAUCUCCUGGCGGUCUUCAGUCGCUGCAGACUGUUCCACGUAGGAAGAAAUCGCAGACGGACUCGACUCCCCCGAAUAUACCGAAACCAGUUAAAGAGGCAACAGCCAAAGGGACAAAAACCAAAAGCGAAAAGAAGACACCCGCAAAACGUGGCCCUAAGAAAGGGUCGAAGAAAUCAGCGACUAAAUCCGAAGAAUCCGCGACCAUUGACGGCGCCAAUGCACUUAGCCCUACCAAAGCCGCUGCCAGCGACGUACCUACACCCAAUGUUGAUGGUGAUGCCACCCCAGAACAGCCCGCAGAGGCAUCUACAAAUACAUGUGAGCAACCAAUUAUUUCUUCAACUUCUCCAAUUGUGACCACGCCCGUGGAUUCUUCUCCUGUCCCCAUACUGGUUGUUGCACCUGUUAUGGACCCAACAACUCCAACACCAUCAGUUUCUGGUCACCAGGCCCAUUUGGAAACCCAGGGUAAGCAGUCACCGUCUCCAAAGUCCGUGCCCAAAAGUAGUCUUUCUACUCUGUUUGAACGGGUUAGCUCCCCCGGAAAUAGAAAAUCCGGCCCCCAUGCGAAUUUCUCUUCCUCUGCAUCAGUGGGGUUUCCGAUUCCGCCAGCCGGUAAUCCUCAGGAGCCAAGCGGUGUUUGGCAAAUCCCAGCCACCAAUGCUCCUAGUGCUCAAUCGCUGGCUAACCCUUAUAAACAUUCUACCCGCCAUCAUAUCAUCCAACUUCCCUGUCAGAUCCUAGACACUCCCCGUACUCAAUGUAUUUCAUUGCCCUCUCUAGAUCGUUCAACCCCUAAUAUAGCUUUGGCAUUUAAGAAAAAGAGAUCUUUUUCAUUGCAUUCCCAAAACCCUGUUUCUCAAGGCUGCCAAAGCGAACUUGGGGUAAACUCACAUUCCGUCUCUCAAAUUGCUCGCCCUCGUCCAAUAGGCGCGCUCAAUCUGGACAUGCGAGCUUAUCCCACUUCAUCGUAUCGUCCGCUACCAGCGGUGCGAGGCCUUCGAACUCUCUUAAUUCGACCAGGGUAA
This is a messenger RNA of Paracoccidioides lutzii Pb01, 1053 nucleotides long. RefSeq lists its product as hypothetical. The record is from RefSeq and is a predicted model, not a curated record. The transcript has a single exon. Bases 1 to 1053 code for a protein of 350 amino acids.